Messenger RNA from Anopheles nili, 1437 nucleotides. RefSeq lists its product as uncharacterized. The transcript has a single exon. The coding region runs from base 1 to 1437 and encodes 478 amino acids. The record is from RefSeq and is a predicted model, not a curated record. Lineage: Eukaryota; Metazoa; Arthropoda; Insecta; Diptera; Culicidae.
AUGUCCUGCCGACAUAGUGUUGCGAGCUCGGCCGGUAGUGGCACGUGCGACACGAACAACAACAUGCUGAGUGCGGACAAUUUGCUGCGAUUGGCGCUGAAGAAGCCGAAGGACUGGAAAUGGGAGCUAACGACGUCCAGCUCGUCGCCUAACAUCAGCUUCCCCAAGAUCCAGCUGUUUGACAGUACGAGCGGAGAGCUUAUGGUUGAGGUUGAUCGAGCGGACUGUGUCAUCCGGUCGGAUUGUUCCGAUGGCCGUGGAGCUUCGAAACACCACGCAACGCUCUCUGUGGAGCAGUCUGACCUGCUGCAGAGCAGCAGCAGUUCGAGGGAACAGGAUUCCCAACGGCCGGGCAGAUAUCGCCGGGCUCGCACGUCCCUGGUGAAGGAACGACUAUCAACAUCCGGGGACUCGCUGGCUGACAUCUUCAAUCAACUGCAAAACAAGGGCCUCGGUCAUAAGCUUUCCACGAGUGGGUCUCAGUACCGACUGCUUAAUGGAGCCGCGGAGGAAGCGCGUGGAUCCUUGCAGAAGAGCAAGUCUGCAAAUGCCAUCAUUUCCCCUGAACCUGAGCUCGUAACUCGGCGAAAAUCGCGCCGAUCGGUGGCAAGUCGGUCUAGUUCGAUAUUGGAACGUAUUAGCGAGUUUUACGGGCAUAGUUCGACAGAUGAUGAAGAGCUUAGCAGUGAUCAGCGUCUGCCAGUGGUGCCUGUUCCGGUUCCACAACUCUCACUCCCAUCAGGUGGCGAUCCACCUGCCAAAGAACAGUGGGAAUCCAGUGGAGUUACCAUCGAGGAGAUUCCAUCAACCGCUCCGAUCAAACCACGGCCCAAAAUCUACAAGCUCGUACGCAGCAACGUCGGCACGUUGAUGGUGCGUGAAGAAAGCUUCCACACGCAGAACAGCCUUCGACGUCGCCCGCCAGCUAACAACGAACGGGAGACACCUGAAACGAUGGGACCGGGUUUCGAGCGAAUCGUACAGCUCGAGGAUCACCCUGACGAAGGUCCUGAACCUCCAAAAGGUCGCUCGCGGUACGAACAAGAGAUAAACCGCAUCGAUGGGCUUCUCUCGCGGGUGAUGCUCUCACACGACCUGCAAACAGAGGAGCUGAAGCGAAACACACCGAGCAUCCACGUGUCGGAACCACCACCAGAAGACACGCGGCACCUGAGCACCGGCACCAACGGAGUGACACAUCUGUCAAAUGGAACUAACCCUCGAAGGCGUCGCUCGAGACGCAGUGCAAGCGUGGGUGCUAGUGUUUUUCCCGGGACUCAGAACGGAGUGAGGGCCACUUCUAGCUCUUCUAACUCGGAAGAAACCACCACCAGAAGGCGUAAGAGUCGGUCAAGCUCGCAGAAGCGUCGCGGACGAUCACGACACCGAGGAAACACCCACGAGGACACCCAUGCAACGAUCAGCAACGGUAAGUGA